Caenorhabditis angaria is the source of this 1695-nucleotide messenger RNA. NCBI's taxonomy places the organism in Eukaryota, Metazoa, Nematoda, Chromadorea, Rhabditida, Rhabditidae. The record is from the annotation of a GenBank genome assembly.
CUGGCUCACCAAAUUUCAAAUUAUCCAACUGAAUUUGAGUAUGAAAAAUUGCCAGAGCAAACAAUUUCGAUUCAACCAGAAGAAGAAAAGAGAGAUGAACCAAGCUUGAAAUCUAAAAUUACUGGCCUGUUCAAAAAGUCGCCAUCACAUUUGGAUUAUCCAAUCUCGGAAACUUAUGACGGCCCACUCGAAAAUACCACAAAAGCUUCGAAUAUUGAAGAUAUCCCACUGGCUCACCAAAUUUCAAAUUAUCCAACUGAAUUUGAGUAUGAAAAAUUGCCAGAGCAAACAAUUUCGAUUCAACCAGAAGAAGAAAAGAGAGAGGAACCAAGCUUGAAAUCUAAAAUUACUGGAUUGUUCAAAAAGUCGCCAUCACAUUUGGAUUAUCCAAUCUCGGAAACUUAUGACGGCCCACUCGAAAAUACCACAAAAGCUUCGAAUAUUGAAGAUAUCCCACUGGCUCACCAAAUUUCAAAUUAUCCAACUGAAUUUGAGUAUGAAAAAUUGCCAGAGCAAACAAUUUCGAUUCAACAAGAAGAAGAAAAGAGAGAUGGACCAAGCUUGAAAUCUAAAAUUACUGGCCUGUUCAAAAAGUCGCCAUCACAUUUGGAUUAUCCAAUCUCGGAAACUUAUGACGGCCCACUCGAAAAUACCACAAAAGCUUCGAAUAUUGAAGAUAUCCCACUGGCUCACCAAAUUUCAAAUUAUCCAACUGAAUUUGAGUAUGAAAAAUUGCCAGAACAAACAAUAUCGAUUCAACAAGAAGAAGAAAAGAGAGAUGAACCAAGCUUGAAAUCUAAAAUUACUGGCCUCUUCAAAAAGUCGCCAUCACAUUUGGAUUAUCCAAUCUCGGAAACUUAUGACGGCCCACUCGAAAAUACCACAAAAGCUUCGAAUAUUGAAGAUAUCCCACUGGCUCACCAAAUUUCAAAUUAUCCAACUGAAUUUGAGUAUGAAAAAUUGCCAGAACAAACAAUAUCGAUUCAACAAGAAGAAGAAAAGAGAGAUGAACCAAGCUUGAAAUCUAAAAUUACUGGCCUCUUCAAAAAGUCGCCAUCACAUUUGGAUUAUCCAAUCUCGGAAACUUAUGACGGCCCACUCGAAAAUACCACAAAAGCUUCGAAUAUUGAAGAUAUCCCACUGGCUCACCAAAUUUCAAAUUAUCCAACUGAAUUUGAGUAUGAAAAAUUGCCAGAACAAACAAUAUCGAUUCAACAAGAAGAAGAAAAGAGAGAUGAACCAAGCUUGAAAUCUAAAAUUACUGGGUUGUUUAAAAAGUCGCCAUCACAUUUGGAUUAUCCAAUCUCGGAAACUUAUGACGGCCCACUCGAAAAUACCACAAAAGCUUCGAAUAUUGAAGAUAUCCCACUGGCUCACCAAAUUUCAAAUUAUCCAACUGAAUUUGAGUAUGAAAAAUUGCCAGAACAAACAAUAUCGAUUCAACAAGAAGAAGAAAAGAGAGAGGAACCAAGCUUGAAAUCUAAAAUUACUGGCCUCUUCAAAAAGUCGCCAUCACAUUUGGAUUAUCCAAUCUCGGAAACUUAUGACGGCCCACUCGAAAAUACCACAAAAGCUUCGAAUAUUGAAGAUAUCCCACUGGCUCACCAAAUUUCAAAUUAUCCAACUGAAUUUGAGUAUGAAAAAUUGCCAGAACAAACAAUAUCGAUUCAACAAGAAGAAGAAAAAGAGAGAUGA